GUCCAUUGGGUUAUGAGCUUGCUUUAUUUUAUGAUAUUGACGCUCAUAAAAAAAUCCCGCUAAUAGAAGAUGUCAAAAAAUUGACUCUUGAUGAUUUUUGUUAUUUAUUGGAAGAACCAAAUAAUGAAGUUCAAGUCAAAGUAACCAAAGACAGACUCUUAUCACGUUUUUCGAUCACUUUUAAUAAUUUCGAUCCUGUUACAGGUGAAAAGAAAACUGAAAGAUUUUGGCUAAAUUGUAAUCAAAUAUUUUCUUAUGAUAAUAUCCAUUAUUUAUUAACAGCACCAUAUAGUAACACAGAUCGAUAUAGAAAAUUGAGAUACAGACUAUUAGCUCUUGCGAAAACUCAAAUAGGAGAUUCAAUUAAGUCUGAUUAG
Molecule: messenger RNA, 377 nt
Organism: Funneliformis geosporum
Lineage: Eukaryota; Fungi; Glomeromycota; Glomeromycetes; Glomerales; Glomeraceae
Source: the annotation of a GenBank genome assembly